CGCCGUUUAACGGUCCACGCGACAACCUAGAGAGUCAGAGAGACAAUGGCGGCCUUCGCCAUCACCCAGGCCUUCGCCGGGCUCACCCUCCGCGGCUCUUCCGCCGGGAACGUGGCCACCUCCAAGCCCAUCGCUGCCAAGGCGCAUUUCGGCGGCGUCCGCGCGCUCGGAAAGAGCGCCUUCGCGCAGCGCGCGAAGGCUCAGCGCCUCCAGGUUCGCGCCGAUGCCGAGGCUGAUGAUGCCUCCGAGGCCCCCGCCGCGCCGGAGGCCUCCAUGGACGAGGGUGACGCCCCCCGCCCGCGCGCUCGCGGUCGCGGUCGCGGUCGCGGUCGCGGUCGCGGCAAGCCCGAGGGCGACGGUCUCACCGAGAACGUCGUCCAGGUGCAGCGCGUGACCAAGGUUACCAAAGGUGGCUCCAACAUGUCCUUUCGCGCCACCGUCGUCGUCGGCGACGGCGCCGGCAAGGUCGGCGUGGGCUGCGCCAAGGCUCGCGAGGUCCAGGUGGCGGUCACCAAGGCGGCCGCCGACGCCCGCAAGCAGAUGGUGAGCGUCCCCAUCGCCAAGGGCGCGUCGUUCCCGCACAGGGUCACCGUGAAGGGGUCCGGCGGCGCCGUCGUGAUGCUUCGCCCGGCGGGGCCCGGUACGGGCGUAAUCGCGGGUGGCUCGUGCCGCACCGUCCUCGAGCUCGCGGGGUACAAGAACUGCUUCGCGAAGCAGCUCGGGAGCUCCAACCCGCUCAACAACGCCCGCGCGGUCGUCAAGGGUCUCGCGGAGAUGCGCACUUACAAGCAGGUCGCCGCCGAGAGGGACAUGACCGUGGAGGAACUCUUCGCCGCGUAAAAGAUUGUUUUCCGUUGAAACCCUUAAUGUUAGUUGGGGUGGGAAACUUUAGGUGCGAGCGAAGCGGCGAAGGCGGUGUUUCGGUGAUUUUGGAAGGGUGAAGAGAGAGACGCGUCGAGAGGCGUCUCGACGCGAUGAAUGAGGAAAAAGUUGACAGCAGCUGCGCAGGAGAGCGGAGGCGGCGGCGUGCCCCUCCCGAUUCUUUUAUUAGGGUGUUUUGCCACAAACACGCGAACGACUACUCGGCCGUGCUACUAUCUCUAUAUGUAAUAUAAUGCGGUCGACGGUUACG
Molecule: messenger RNA, 1132 nt
Organism: Micromonas commoda
Lineage: Eukaryota; Viridiplantae; Chlorophyta; Mamiellophyceae; Mamiellales; Mamiellaceae
Exons: 2
Coding region: 46-840 (264 amino acids)
Biological process (GO): translation
Cellular component (GO): small ribosomal subunit; ribosome
Molecular function (GO): RNA binding; structural constituent of ribosome
Source: RefSeq, a predicted model, not a curated record